UGGAAAGUAGAAAGCGAGGCGAGUGGGCGGGGUAGGGAGGAUUGUGCCCAGGCCAAUGAGCGAUGCCGGGACGGGUGACGUCACAGCCAAUGGACAGCCAGCGCGGGACUUUCAAUUAUCGCCCCGCCCGAUCGGAAGAAGACGGUGCCUAUAAAGAGUGCGGCGGCGGGCCGAGACCCCGUUACUCUCGCUGCCGCUGCGCUGGUGAGUUGGUGUUUUGGUUCGCUAUGGCCCGUACAAAGCAGACCGCCCGCAAGUCGACCGGCGGCAAGGCCCCGCGGAAGCAGCUGGCCACCAAGGCGGCCCGCAAGAGCGCGCCCGCCACGGGCGGCGUGAAGAAGCCGCACCGCUACCGGCCGGGCACCGUGGCCCUGCGGGAGAUCCGGCGCUACCAGAAGUCCACCGAGCUGCUGAUCCGCAAGCUGCCGUUCCAGCGGCUGGUGCGCGAGAUCGCGCAGGACUUCAAGACGGACCUGCGCUUCCAGAGCUCGGCCGUGAUGGCGCUGCAGGAGGCGAGCGAGGCCUACCUGGUGGGGCUGUUCGAGGACACGAACCUGUGCGCUAUCCACGCCAAGCGCGUCACUAUCAUGCCCAAGGACAUCCAGCUGGCUCGCCGCAUCCGCGGGGAGCGGGCUUAAAGUGCGCGCUCGGCUCGAGGUUCCAUCCCAUCCAAAGGCUCUUUUCAGAGCCACCCA
This is a messenger RNA of Felis catus (domestic cat), 695 nucleotides long. RefSeq names its product histone H3-like (gene H3C15). The coding region runs from base 63 to 638 and encodes 191 amino acids. The record is from RefSeq and is a predicted model, not a curated record. Gene Ontology annotation, molecular function: DNA binding; structural constituent of chromatin; protein heterodimerization activity. The transcript has a single exon. NCBI's taxonomy places the organism in Eukaryota, Metazoa, Chordata, Mammalia, Carnivora, Felidae. Gene Ontology annotation, cellular component: nucleosome.